UUUCCAUCUAAAAAUAAAUGAAAUGUUGAAAACAUUUGAGUAAAAAACACCGCUUUAUUGGAUAAAUAUGGGAAAAUAUGGAGAGUGUUGAUGGUGGAUGAUGAAUGUCCUACAUCGGUGUAGGUUGUCUUCGAGCAAUGGAAAUUCAAGAUGAUCACCAUCAGGAAACCAUUAAACCAGGCCGGGGUCUCCAGCAUCUACCAGGAAAGGUCAACCAUUUCUUUGGGCCAUACCCCGGACCCCAGGUAGCUGCUGAGAUGUUUGGGCAAAUCCAUCCAAAAGACGGCAACCAUGGUUUUAUGAUGAACGGUCCCCAUGGUCACAUGACACAGCAAGUCGCGUUCGAUCCAUCUCAAGGUGCUCAGCAUGCAAACAUCCGUCAUGCAAUGAACAUGCAGCCAGGAACGUUUGUCCCUCAUAAUCGCCAGAAUGCGGCUAUGUUCUUGCAGGGGGCAUAUGGGCAAGGUCCAACCGGGAUUCACGUUGGUUAUCACAACCAACCACAUGUCAACCAAGGACAGCAAAAUUUUCAAUUUGCUAAUCACACCGGUCACAGUCCAAACCAGAUGACUCUAAACUUACAGCCUUGUCAUAAUUUUAGUUACGGUUGUGCUGUCGAGAAAAACCAAGGAACUGCGGGGAUUCCACCAAUACAAAACGUUUUUCAGAACAAUAUACCAACAGAAUUUAACCAAUUAUAUCAUAGGAAUCAACCCAAUGCAAGUUAUGUGCCAAAUCCUGUUGGAAACGCCCAAGGCUCUCAAAUUAUGCAGCAUCCCCCUCAUAAUCCUAAUAUUCCGGUAUCUGUCCAUAGUUCAUUUACUUUGCCAUAUACAGUUGCAUCGUCGGGCAUCCCCGCUUCCGCCAUGUUGAAUGUAAGUCAUGUGACUUCAUCUGUCCUCCCCACAACUGAUACCUCAAAAUCUGAAUGCGACGGUGAUAUCACCAGCCGAAAAAGUUCAGAGUCCUGUGAUCAGCAGAGUUCAGGAUACGGGAGUGGAUUGGAUAAUAAUUCCAGCGGUGAAGUCCAUGGUUCAUGUGGGAAUGACAGUUAUCCUCCUGCGGGUUGCGAUUCAUCUCGGACUAUGCCAUGUGCUAGUGUGACUGUGACAUCAGCUGGUGUCCCUUCUCAAAGUGGAUCAGUGUGCUCUGCUGAAUUUGUGAUAAGUUCGAAUGUUGCGGCAAUUCCUAAUCACGUAGCUGCAGUCGCGCUACAGUCUGGACCUGUGCACGCAGCGGUUGUCCCCUCUAGUAUUGGACUGCCUCAACAAAAUGAACAAGUUCUGCCCAUUCCUGGAUCUCAGCCCGUACGGACGUACCAGUUUGGAUCUGAAAUCCCUGCCAUUGAAUACACAACUGGAUUGGACUCGGAUGCUCAAUCGAAUAAAAUUGUUGCUGAGAUGGUUGCAGGGUUACAUGCGGAUCAUCAGUUAAGAACUUGUGCUACAACAUGUGCUGCUCUCUCUGUGAAUAUUCCAGUAUCAAUCCAAGUUGGGAUGCAGAAUAUACCCGGCAGUACGAAACCUAUGAACCCUCAUUAUAACAUAACAAAUCCGUAUGGUGGUUAUAAUAUAAACAACCCUACCAAUCGCCAAGCAGAGGCAAUACCGUACCAAAGUUUAUCGUGCCAAACUACCGUGACUGCUUCGACGUUUACAAAACCAUAUGUACCCCCGAGUACACAAUAUAAUAACAUUCAGAACCAGCAUUUUGUGAAUAACCCCCAACACUUUUCUGCCCAGCAGGGACUGCAAUUCCCUCACCAUCAAACUGCAAUGGUGAAUUUACAGAACUUGCCAAAUCCUAUCCAGAGUGGCCAACAAGCACACAUGUCACAUUCGGUUCAGCCUCCAUGUACAUGUUCCGCGCCACCUAUUGGCAGAGAUCCUAGUUGUAUGUAUUCGCAUCCUGUUGAGAAACCGCACCAAGCUUUGCCGCAGAUCUCGUCAAUCUUAUCAAAGAAUUUACCAAUGCCUUUGUCGCUGUCGGGUAUAUCCACGGGCUCCACCAUCAGUUGCGUCACAACCUCUGCCCCUGUUUCAACAACUGUAAUCUCAGUGUGCCAGAAUCCUGUUUGUUCUGCUAGCGUUACUCGCAACGCAGGUACUAAUGUACAGACAACAAAUACGAAAGUGACAACAAAAAAGGAGAUGUGUACUUCAUGUGUCUCCGCCUGUUCUUGUGCGACUGUGAUGACAGACUCUGUGGUGACUUCGGGUAGCGAUCGGUUACAUCUAAAUGUAAAACAGGAGGAUGUAUCUACGGAAAUGAUCAGUGUGCCAUUUGGAUGGAAGAGGGAGCAGGAGCAGGAGAGUAAUGCUGUUGUCUACUACAGCCCAAGCAAUACUAAACUUACCAACCAAGAAGAUAUCCGGGAAUAUCUCCAAGCUGAGGGGACAUGCAAGUGUGGUUUGGAAUGUCCUCUGGUUGUUGAAAAAGUGUUCAAUUUUGAUUCUGCCAUAUCAUCAAAGCCAUGGUCAAAUGACGAUGUUGUUACGACAACAGAACUGGGGACGAAGCUGUGUAAUCAUAAACGGAAGAUCCAGGCCAUGGCUACGCUACAUACGACAGCGUCUUUGCAGCGCUCGAUGGAGGAGACGGGAGGACCACAACAACGUAUGGAAAUGAAACUUAAAAAUAGAAAAGAUUCUAAGAAGAAGCAGAAGCUUAAAUCAAAAGCAAGUCCAUAUGACGGGGGCGUCCUCGUGUCCCAGCUUCUGGCGCAGCGAGACAAAAUGCAGGAAAUCAAACGUAAGAAAGAGGUUCCAGCAGAUAAAGUCGGCUCGAACUUCAAUCACGAUGGAUCGGCGUUAAAAACCAUGGACUAUCUUAUGCAACAGACUAAAGCAUUACAGCAACAAAUUAAAGACGUAAAUUCCGAAUGUGUGCCAGUUCAAGGUCAUAUUGGAGUGAUGGGUAUGGACUCUAUGCCGUGCCCUUCAGAUGGAAAAGACUUACAAGCUAAUUUGAUGUGCCAACCAGCGAAAUCUCCUUACAUGCCAUCACAGUUGAGUCCAGCAGGGCCAAUGGGUCAUAUGGGUCUCGCAUCGCAAAGACCUCCUCAUGUACAAUUUGCAAAUGUGCCGCCAGGUCAUGGCCAAGUACCAGGACAGUUUCAUAAUUUUCCGCGGAGCCCGGGAAUGCCUGGGUUCAUGGGAAAUUUCAGUAAUCGUGUACCAAAUCCGAACUUUCAGCAAAUGCAUCAGCAAGGGUUUGGAAGUCCGCCACAAGCAAUGCCAGGACAGUUUAGCCCUGUUGGUAUGGGCUCACCCCCUGGUGGUCACCCUAUGCACCAGCAGCAGAUGGCGAAUAUGUUCAUGAAUCGGCCCGUCAGUCCGUACUUUCAGCAACAGCAAAACGUGUCGAACGUUUUCUUCUCCGGUCAAAUGAACAAUCCAUUAGAAAUUAACCCGUUUAGUUAUUUCAAUAGCCAGUGGGAAGAAGAACCGAAAUUAAAAAAGAAAAAGAAAAAGGACAAAAGAAAAUAUAACAGUGUUCUAGAUAGGACGGAUCCGUGUCCAAACAUUGACGUUCGGCAAAUACCGUUGGAAAAUAUGAAGCAGAUGACGUCCGUCGAAAAUCCUGUCACAUUUUUCCAACAACAACUUGCGAUGUCACACAGACAACAUUCCACUAAGAACGCCCAGGAAAACUGCCAGCGACCAGCUAGCCCUUCACUGUCAAAUAAAAGUGCCACUCAUUCGGAUAAGGUUCCCUCUAGUCCUGCAUGUGGCAGCCAGAUGUCACCACGCUCUAAUAUCUCGAUGCCAAAAUGUACUGUUGCACCAGCAUCUGUGUGUACACCAGUGUCCAGUGUUACAGCAUUGUCGACAGUGGCAACGACAACUGUCACGACGGCCACGUCCGCCAUAAAAGUACAAAAUACUUUAAGUACGAGUCAAACCAGGACUGUAGCAUCUAGUCAGGCAUUGGACUUAACUAAAACCGGUGAUAAGCAAGUUAUAAAACCUGAAGCAGAGGAAAAAUCUCAUGAUAUCAGUACGAAUGCCCAUUCAAAGACUAGUACGGCUUCUUCACUAUCUCAGAACUCUUCAAAUGCCCAGUCGAGUGUGGGUGCAAAAUUCCUUUUGAAUUUAGGACAGGCGACGGGGGAAUUUCCUGCUAGUAAUCUUUUAUCGGCAGCUGCUAGAGCACAAACGGGCAUUAGCACGACAAGUCAGGCAAGCGUGCCGGCACAAGGACCGAGCCAGGUUGCUCUUGCCCAGUUUCCCAACCUCAUGCAGCAUCAGAAUUUCGGUAUGCUACAGGCACAGUUGCAGCAAUUACAGCAACAACAACAGUUGGCUAGUGCACUGAACUUAGAGCAGCUCAAACAGCUAGGAGCAGCUGCUGGGAACUUUGAACAGUUGAAACAGAUGGGUACUGGAGUGAAUAUUGAACAGUUGAAACAAAUAUUUGGUGGUGAUAUGAACAUGUUGCAAGCAUUUAUCCAGCAGCAGCAGCUGCAGAGUCUACUGGCUAUGCAGGGAGGAAUACCGUUCCAGUUGAAUUCACCAAACUCCCAGGCAUUGGUUCCAGGAUCGCAACAGUACCAGCAUCUGAUCAACGCGUUUCAGAGUCCCUUGAACGAGAAAGAGCAGACUCCAAUACAGAUGGUUCAAAACAUGAUCUCCGGUCUAGAAGCUACACAGAAUGCGUUGGACCAGUCUCUAACCGCAGGGAAAAGUCUACCUUCAGUACUGAUGCCGGAUAUACAAGUUGACCCAGGCGUUCAGAGUAGUUUAGCAAUACCCAGUUUGGCGCAAGACCGCCCAGAUGUCAGUGCAGUUCUGUCCAGUACAGCCAUGACAAAUCACAAUGAAUCUCAAGUGAAUAUGAGCACAAGUGGUGCAUUUUUAGGAUCGCCGACGAUCAAUAGCUCUAUGGUUGGGCUACCCAGCAGUUCAUCUGCCAGUAAUGUCAACUUGGGACUCCCCAUGGUGUCUAUGAACUCUUCAAUGCCACCAAUGACUGUCCCUGUGGUAACUGCUGUGACGAAUUCCCUGACGCAGGUCAUACCAGCAGUUGGGAUAUCGCAGUCUUUGCUACAACAACCCGUACUUCAAGUCAUCAACACACUUGGCUUAACAGCAGUUCAGGCCCCGAUGCUUAUUCCUAAUCAAUUGAAUCUUCUAAGCCCAGUCCUUGCAGACAACCAAACUAGUCCUGUCGCUGUGAUGAACCAACAACAGCUUGCGGCAGUCAUGCAGCAAGCGUUGGCAACCAGUAUGGCUGGACACGUCCCGACAACCCAAGUUAGCCAUGCAAGUGUUUCUACCUCGACACAGUCAGAGGACAGCAACCAAGCUGAACAGAUGGACAAUAGAACAUCGCCUGCUAAUUCUGGUCGGAGUUCACCUGUCAGUCAAGGAUCUCAGAGUAUCGCUUCUUCUCUUGGUCAGGUGACGGGACUCAACAAACUGAAACAGAAGAAGAACAGGAAGAGUUCUACACCGACGAUUGCUAACAUGCUACAGCUGCAGCAGUCAGCUGUUGCCACGUCUGCGUCGCAACUUCUCAUGGCACAGUCAAUGCAGAAUAUGGGGCCGUUGCUUCAAGUUGUCAAUCAGCAGCAGGAGGUGGCAGCAUCACAGGAUAAAACACUUACAGAUCCCGCCAAUCAACAGUUAUUGUAUAUUCCUGGCUCUGGGCUCAACCCCCAGAUGUUUAUUCAGGCACAUGGUUUGAGCCCUGUGGCAGAAAAUAAUGGCGGCGCGCUCAACCCACAACAGAUGGGUUUGUCACUCUCACAAGCUCAAGUUGGUUUAAAUCCCUCUCUGAACAUGUUGGCAGCUGCUGGGAUCAACCCUGCACUGAUCCAAGCCAUUCCAGUUCACCAACAUGUCCUACCGCAAUGGGCGAAUCUUCUUGGUCAGGCUGGGACUUCUGUCAGCCAGGAAACAACGAGUACAGUCUCAACGUCCGGAUCCGGCACUCAGACAGAGAGCUCGGCUCUUCAACCCCAGGGACAGGAGGCUGAAAGUCGUACAAACGCUUCCCAGACGUGUCCGCAGCGUGACCAGAGUUCUCCGUCGAUUGCUCGUGUAUUGCCACAAGAUGUAACGAAUGUUUCCUUACCCGUUGGCAGUAUUCCUACUCCUACUCAGACAAUUUCGCCGAUGUCAUUCCCGAAUUCAAAUCUACCUGUGAUGGUGAAUAAGUCAACAUCUGCCACUGGUGUAAUAUCUGCACAGCCUUCGCAGCAGACUGUGUCCAUGAUGAAACGGUCACCAAAAGGGUCGUCGCCUAAACGUCAUCGCUCAGGUGGGGAGAGAAGUCCAAGGGAUUCCAGGAGUCCAAAGGAUCUGUCGAGGAGUCCACGUGAGCCAAAAAGUCCACGGGACAGGAGUCCACGCGAAGCAGUAAAGUUUGGCACCUUGUACGGAAAGGAUGGCACAAGGGUUAAUAGAACACCGCCCCCCAUCAGGGUUAAGAUCAGUAAGACGCCAUCAGGGUUUGCCUCUACAAUCAUUACAACAAGCUCUGCCUUGAAUGCUAUCACGGCCUACACUGCGAGUCUCCCUACACCUAAAACCUUAACAGAAGCGGUGAAUGCAGUUGUACAGGGUAACUGCCUUGAAAGUCCCACCCAUGGACCAUUAAGUCCUGAACAGGAAAAGGACUUGGAAGCCAGGUGGAAAAAGAUCUCGGAGCCAAAAAAUGACUCUUUAGGGCAUCGUCUAAAUGCUGAUAAGUCACCACGUGCUGUCGCUCACUCAUCUCUGCCAUGGAAAACUUCAAACGCACCACAGUGUCGUCCUAGUGCAACGUGUCGAUACAAUUCUACUGAAAGAUCGUUAAAUCCAAUCUACUCUUCUGCUAACGCGACCUCCUGUGGUAUAGCGCAUACAAGUGUGUCGGCAUCAACGACGACAAAGUCUUCGGUCAGUUCAGUGAAUAGCCCGCAGCGGCCAAAAAUCUUAUCCAAACUUUUAGAAUCUGAUUCAGAUGAUGAACGCCCCAAUUGCCACAUGAGUUUAGCCAUGCUGGGCAUCACGGACACUGACGAAAGUGAAGAUGAGGAGUCAAUUGCGAUUCGUAAAGUUUCCGAGUCUGUAAUAAAUCGUUUGAAUAGCUGUGAUACGACCCCGUCGGAUAACGGGUCGGAUAAAUCUGACGUGGCACGUGACGGAUUAAAUUUGAAUGUGAUGCCGUUUGAAACGCGGCCAAACGUUACGCAGCGGCGCAAUUCAUUAUCGGAUAAUUGUAAUAAUAAUAUUCUCGUAAAAGACUCUUUGGUUGAGAACGAGGAGAGCCCUCGGGUGUUAGGAUCUCCAAGGCUGCUGGCCCUGCAGCGACAUCAUCGAGACGGACUCCUGCUCGGAUCAGGCGUAGAUGAAGUCGCCGAUCUUCGAGGAUUAAAACGGUCUAUGGAUGACAUGGACGACGAUGACAGGACUUUCAGCUUCAAUGACCAUGACGCAGAUGAUGCUUCAGAUGCCUCCGCCGUAGACUCACCGGUACCGUACUACCCUCGCAACUUUAACGUUGGUGACCUUGUCUGGGGGCAAAUCCGUGGCUUUCCGUCCUGGCCUGGCAAGUUAGUUGAUCAGACGGCUGUUAGAGGGGGACACAAAGCAGAGGAUGGAAAGAUGUGGGUGAAAUGGUUUGGUGACCACACCAUCACUCAGGUUGAGCCAGAAAAGCUAAAGACAUUAUCAGAAGGAUUGGAGGCGCAUCAUAGGGCCAGGAAGAAACACAGAAAGGGUCGCAAGAUGAAUUCGAAUCUUGAAGCAGCGAUACAAGAAGCAAUGAUGGAGUUAGACCGACAGGCGUCGCAGGACUUUGACGAGAAAAACGAGGCCAAGUUUCAACAAAAAGCGAAGAAAGCUAAGAAGAGAUGACCCAAGAUGAAAACGGGCGUCUCUGGCUGUGACACAGAUAUUCUCAUAUGAUAUGUUUAAUCAAAGUUAUGAAUGGAUGUUUUUUGUAAGAAAAAUUAAAAUAACUAUCAAAAUUGCUGUCCAUGAAAUGGACACAAUACGUAUUUAGAUUAGAGCCAUGCUCUUUGAGUGAAUUCACUGCUUCGGCUCUGUUGCCAGUCUUGGUUAUUGCUGCAAUUUCUGGUAAGGGUAGGGGGUGAAAAGUGGUGCUCUUACCUUGGGGAGCAAUUCAGUUUGCCACCCGUAGAUGGUUUAUUUUCUUUAAAGUGGGUAGUCGUGUCCACUUGUCCCAAAUGUUGAGCUACUCAAAAGUGCCAUAAGUAGUAUUUUUCCCGAAUCGGGAAAGGAAUUUUAACACUAACUCUUUGAGUCCUUUGUUCUUUACUGCUUUUGAAUUUGAUUGCAUGGGUCGAUGGGGUACUAGAAGCUUCUUUGCCUACCUUUUUUUAAAAAUCUCUUUUGCUUAUUUCUGAUGGGUGUUGAGUUUUGUUGAAUGUGUUCCAUAAUGAGGAUAGAAAACCAGUUUGUUUUGUUUUGACCAGGUCAUGUUGCAGUGCUACGAGUAGUAAUGCUAGUUUUACAAUAAAGUCUUUGUUAAAAAGAGUACUGAAUCGUAUUCUGAAUCACCCAUUUUCUGAGUGUUUGUUCUGCAGCACAGCUUUGAUGAGCUUUUACUACACCACAACAAAAUUUCUUUUGGAUAAAAUUUUCUCAUCUUAGUGGGCCUUCUAGCUUAUAACCAGUAUUAGAUAAGAAAUCUCCAGUUCUUGCCUGGACUUCUCUGAGAAAGGUACAGGGGCAGUCAUUUCCCAUUACUGUUAGAUAUAAAAAUAUUCAUGAAAAAAUACUCGAUCCUUUUCAUUGUGUUUGAAUCUUCUUAAUAUAUUUUGUUUUCAUUCAUUGGUUGAUCUCUUCAACUUGUUAAAUCUGGUAUGAUGUGGACGGGCGGGGAGGUACUGAGACAGAAAACCAUUUUUAGACACAGAUUCUUCUGCCAAACUUUGUACAAACAAAUAAUGGCUUUAAAGGCUCAGUAAGUCUGUUUACCGUGUUUAUCUUUGGCCCUGGUAGACUUAUCCGCUGUCCAUAGGUGGCAGCAGUGGUCAGCAGCUUAAAGAAGAGAACACAUACAUGUACAUGUGUAGUAAUUAAAAGGUAAUGUGUGCUGCAACCUUUGGACAUACUUUUACACAAGUAAUUUUAGCUGGGCCGUCAGUAAACAGUGUACCGGUACACAAAACACCUGGCCUGUUCAAAUUAAGCCUCCUUAUAUUGCGACUAAAACAUGCAUAAAUUUGUACAGAAUGCAAAUCGAUGUUGUGUCCGAAGAAGUUACAUAUUGCAUUUAUAGGUGGCACUACUUCAAGUCAUAAUCAUACUGGCCAGUCGGUGUCACAUUUUAAGUCGAUCUGAAAUAUUUGGGUUGUGGCAGAAAUUCAUGUUUUCUUAAGUACAUCAAAUGUACAAUGUUUCAGACGAUGGUAAACGAAGGUAAGUUGAAAGUUGUGGGUGUUUGAUUAUGCUAUAAAUUUGUAUAAAAGGAUCACGUUGCUAUAGUAUCAACUCCUACUACAUCUGAGGGCAGGGUUAGAGAGGUCAGUGCACAUCCUGAUCUGUUAUAACUAGAUAUAUAUUGGUGUUUAGAUGGCCCCUUUAACGUUGCCUUCAAAUGCGAGUUUUUGUACAUUUUAUUUAUAUUUUCUCCUCAUUGAGAAUUACGCUAUUAAAACCUGUACAUGUAAUAUAUUAUACUUGUACAUGUAAGAUAUACAGACGUUAUUAUGCUAGCUUGUACAUUUGCUUCUUCAUGUACAUGUAUGUUAAAUGGUGUAUAGAGAUUCGUCUUAUGUAUAAUCAUAUUAUAAUACUGGUAUAUCUAUAUAUAGAUGGACUUGAGUCUCAAGACUACUUGAUUUAGAAAGCAGUCGUUAUGACUUGAUGAUAACACUGUGGGAGUUUGCUAUGGAACUUUUUUGAUGAGAUUGUGCUCUGUAAAUCGAUCUAAAAAUUGUAGCCUCAGCGGUUGUGCAGGGUUAUUCUGAGGAAUACAAAUACAAGUACAACAAGAAGAAGAUUGAGUGUUGGGAUAAGUUGCCAAGCAUGCUAUGAACUGAGUCGUCUAUGGUGAAUUUUCAGGGGGCAGUGCUUCGAAGUCUCAGUGCAAACUCCCAAACCUGACUUUACCAGGUUGACAGUGUAUACAUUUUGUGUGUACAUAUUUUAAGCUUUAUGUGGCAACAAGCAUUUUUGCUGUAGAUAAUGGGCAUUUUUUUCAAAUGAAGCUCGAAUUAUAGCUUUUUGGAUUGCAGAGACUUUAUCUCACCUACCAAGGGACAGGGCUUUUUUGGCUAGAUUUCUUUGAAUUGCACUUUCUAUGAAAGUUAUCUCAUGAUUAUGGCCAUAAGCUUGCAAGCCAGGUAAAAACUGCUUUCCCUCAACUUGAUACAUCACUGCUUUUCAACUUCUCCUCGUAUUGGCCUGUUGCUGAAGGUCUGAUGUAGAGAUGAUGCAGUGAAAUACACAUGACGCCCCUAACUCACUUCUAGGGAUAGAUUGUAAGUAAUAUCAUCAGAACUGAUGAGGGAGUUUUUGAGGCUGAAAUAGACUUGUUUAUAAAUGUACUCAUUUGCCAAAGUUUUCACCUUAGUACAGAGAAAUAUAUUUUACCUGUAUUGCAUACCCUUGGCCAUAAUGAUGAGAAAAUUGUUCAUUCUCAUCAAGAAGGUUAGAAUUUUGUGGAAUUUUGUCAAAAGAUGUCCCAUUCUUGGCUGAUGAGAUAAUUAUCUUGUGUGAUACCUUGUAAGUGUGUGGUGUUGAGUACAGUACUUGAAGUAUAAAUAUUAUACAUAUGCUAAAAGCAACCUUGUAAAAUUGUCUUAACUUAUUAUAAAAACCUUGUGUUGUCUUUUGUAAUUUUGCAAUAUAGAUUGCAAAUUUUGUGUUUUGUUGUUGUAAACAGAAAAAUAUACUAAAUUACUAUGAUAAUGAUGAAGUUUGAAUCAUCCCGGCCAGAGCUAAAUUUUCUGUAUCAUUGCAUUGGAAUUUUUCAGGUGUUUUCACCCUUGUUAUCAUGAGGGCAUUUCCGUUUUGGACCUUGCAGGAUAUUGUAUGGUUUGAAAUUGCUUCUGACCUUCCAAAAAUCAUGCUAAUUGACUAAUCUGGGACUGGCAGAUGCUGGUGAGCACUUUAACUCUGAGCUAUUGCAUUUUCGACCAUUGAACUAUUCUAUAAACUCCGGAGCUGAUUUCUUAUUAACUAAACAUGAACCAAGACCAAUGUUUAGUUCCCAAAAAUCCAUACUUCGUUUUGGUUCUAGUUGCUUUUACAUCUGUCGGGGGCCGUCACACUGCAUACAUGUAGGUGGCAGCACUGGUAGUAUCUUCAUAGAAUUAGUCAAUGACUGACUGUUUGGUCAGUAUGUGGUUUAUUAACACAGAGUUGUAGUGGGAUUGCGUCAGAAAAUGUACACAGUCCUACUGGCUGUUUUUGGACACUGCAGGACACUAUAUUUGUAGCACUGCCUGCCCAGGAACUCCUGUAACUAACUAUACGUCAUAUGUAGUAGCCUGCAUUCUGUUGACAGAAGAAGUCCAAGUCUUUGCUGAGUUCAUUUUGGCAUACCCUGUAUCAACGGCCCUUGACAGUGUAAUGUGAGAAUGUCUAUUAGUAAAAAGUUUGUGGAUUCUAGAAAGAUGAUAUUUUAUUGUAAAUUGGUCUGUAGAAUAUAGAUGGGUAUAUUAUCAUGUUCAGCUGGGUAUAAAAUGUGUUGUCAAGAACAGGCCCCUAUCUGUACAUUUGCUUGUACAAUAAACACA
This is a messenger RNA of Lineus longissimus, 11698 nucleotides long. RefSeq lists its product as uncharacterized. The record is from RefSeq and is a predicted model, not a curated record. Gene Ontology annotation, molecular function: DNA binding; chromatin binding. NCBI's taxonomy places the organism in Eukaryota, Metazoa, Nemertea, Pilidiophora, Heteronemertea, Lineidae. Gene Ontology annotation, cellular component: nucleus; chromocenter. The transcript has 8 exons. The coding region runs from base 105 to 7844 and encodes 2579 amino acids.